CUGGGACAGAGCUGUGGAUAUUUAACAGGAUUUUCCAAGUGAGUUUCAAGUGAUGAGGCUAUCCCACUGAAAAUGGUCUCACUCAGAGAUGAUACCAUGGAGCAAAGGGUGUCUUGCAUCAAGAAAGAGGACUGUGAGUGUGAUCCCAUCCAGCUACUAUCCGGGGUUCACUCCGUGAAGGUGAUGGACUGUCCAGAGGUGAUGUGUGAUUUUAAAGAGGAGGAAUCUGGCAAGAGUUUCAUUCAAAUGAAAACAGAGGAUUCUGAGUGCAUUUCAGGUGGCUUUGAUGGGCAGAGCUAUGAAACCUUAAACAGUUUCAAACAAGAAGUGUCUUCAGAGAGUGAGAUUAAUUCACAAGUGUGUCCAUCAUCAUUAAAUGUGAAGACUUACUUAGAAUACAAUGAGGGCAUGCAGUGGUUUUCUCAAGGUCAUUCUAGCACACAGUUUCCUGAGUCUGAACUUGCUGAAGAGAUAUAUUACAGUCGAGAAAUGGAAGAAAAGUCAUGUCCAACACAGCAUGAGACAACAAGAUUCACUGCAAAAGAUGUUGUUGAUCAGUUAUAUCCAGAAGAGGACUUUCCAGAGGAGUUAGAAAGCUGUGAGGAAGAAGUGUCUGAGGAGGAGGAUUACUACGUGGAGCCAUCAAGUGAGCAGCACUCAUUGGAUGACAAGGAAGAAGAAGAGGAGGAAGAUGAAGGAAUGACUGAGAUCUUUAUGUCCUGGAAUGGUGAAAUGAGCUGGUCUCCAACACCUUAUGCACGUGAGGGUGCAGGCGGGUGUGCUGUUGAAGACGUCCUGAGGAGGACUCCCGGGCCAACUAGAUUAGCAGUGGCCAAUACAGUCGACAUUUUGUCAGCCUUCCUGCUUUUUUUUCCAGCUUCCAUUGAAAAAAUUGUCAUUGAGAUGAGCAAUCUAGAGGGGAUACAGCGGUAUGGCGAACGAUGGAGAGAAAUUGAUGAGUCUGAGCUACGUGCUUACCUUGGUCUUCUGGUGCUGGCUGGGGUGUACAGAUCACAAGGUGAGGCUGCCUCUAGGCUGUGGCAUCCAGAAACGGGAAGGCCAGUGUUCUGUGCAACUAUGCCCCUCAAGAGGUUCUGUGCCCUUUCAGCAAUUCUACAGUUUGAUAACCGGGAGUCAAGAGCCGCACGGCGGGCUACGGACAACCUGGCGGCCUUCAGGGAGGUCUGGGACAGAUGGGCCGAGAGGCUACCGCUGAUGUACCACCCUGGGCCUGACGUCACGCUGGAUGAGCGGCUUCUUACAUUCAGAGGUCGCUGCCCUUUUCGCCAGUACAUGCCAAAUAAGCCGGGCAAAUGUGGAAUUAAGUUAUGGGUGGUGUGUGAUGCACAAUCUAGUUAUGCCUGGGACAUACAAGUCUGUACUGGAAGAGCAGAAGGAAAAGCAUCAGCAGCAGCCUCAGAGAAAAAACAAAGCCAGCGCAUCAUCCUUGAUAUGACACGGGAUCUCAGGGGUCAUAAUGUCACCUGUGACAAUGUCUUUGUCUCAUGCGAGCUUGGCCAGGAGCUCCUAAAAAAGCAGGUCACUUUGGUUGGCACCAUGCGACGAAACAAGCAGGAACUGCCUGCUGCUUUAACCCUAACUAGACACAGAAAGGUUUUCUCUUCUGUGUUUGCUUUUACUCCCACUACCACUGUGGUUUCUUAUAUUCCAAAGAAACAGACAAAUGUCGUACUGUUGAGCACCUUUCACAAAGAUGCCCAAGUGAGUGACCGGGUAGACAAAAAGCCAGUGAUGAUCCUCGACCACAACAGAAACAAAGGUGGGGUGGACAAUCUGGACAAAGUCACAGCCACGUACAGUUGCCAGAGGAAAACUGCACGCUGGCCCCUCGCCCUAUUCUUCAAAAUUAUUGACAUAUCCACGUUCAAUGCUUUUGUAAUUUGGAGUGAACUCAACCCAAGCUGGAGGCCAAGCAAAAGGAACUGGAGGAGGCUCUUUUUGGAGGAGCUUGGUAAAGAACUGGUGACGCCUUUCAUGCAGAGACGGCGGUGUCUUCCCCACACUCACCUAUCGGCAUCCCUUGUAAGGGCCGCACAAAAUUCAGAGUCCGGCACUCAUGAUGUCUCACAAGAACCCAGAGCAAGGAGCAGGAAAAGGGGGAGAUGCAAUUUCUGUCCCACAACACAAAAUUGA
Messenger RNA from Polypterus senegalus (gray bichir), 2154 nucleotides. RefSeq names its product piggyBac transposable element-derived protein 4-like. NCBI's taxonomy places the organism in Eukaryota, Metazoa, Chordata, Cladistia, Polypteriformes, Polypteridae. The transcript has 4 exons. The record is from RefSeq and is a predicted model, not a curated record. Bases 73 to 2154 code for a protein of 693 amino acids.